Rotaria sp. Silwood2 is the source of this 2250-nucleotide messenger RNA. Lineage: Eukaryota; Metazoa; Rotifera; Eurotatoria; Philodinida; Philodinidae. The record is from the annotation of a GenBank genome assembly.
AUGGACGGUAGUGAAACACAAAUAUCUUAUCAAAACGAUAGUCAAACAACAGCACCAACAAUGGGUACUGUUGAUACACAAGCUUCACUUUAUACAGUACCUGGUAUACUUCAUUUUCUUCAACAUGAAUGGACUAGAUUUGAAAUUGAACGACAACAAUGGGAAACUGAACGAGCAGAAUUACAAGCACGUAUAGCUUUUCUUCAAGGUGAACGCCAAGGACAAGAAAAUUUAAAAACUGCACUUGUUAGACGAAUUAAAAUGCUUGAAUAUGCCUUAAAACAAGAAAGAUUGAAAUUUAAUAAAUUAAAAUAUGGUAGUGAAAAUAUUCCAUUAGAAGAUCAAAAACCAUCAUCAAAUGAAGGACAAACAGGAUUUGAUGAUGAUGAAAAUAAAGAAGAUCCAAGUUUAGCUUUUGGUGGUAGUAGUGUUUCUUUUAAACAAGGUCGUCAAUUACUUCGACAAUAUUUAAAAGAAAUAGGUUAUGUUGAUACAAUAAUUGAUAUACGUUCCACAGCUGUUAAAAAACUGCUGGGAAUUAAAAGUGAAACAAAUCUUAAUGGAACGAAUUCUGCGUCAUCAGGUUUAAAUGGUGAUGUAAAUAUAAUGAAUGAAUCAAAAGGAAUUAUUCCUAAUAUACUUCAGAAUGCUACAAAUGAUUUUAAUAAAUCUCUAGCUUCAUUAGUUUUUCUUAAAGAUGAUCAACCAGAUGAAGAAUCCAAUGAUAGUGAUCUUGAUACUAAUCGUAUCAUAAUUAAAUCUAAUAAUGGUAAUGCAACGAAUAUUAAUCAUCAUAAUUCAACACUUGACACAUUAAAUGAUCUUGAUAGUGAAGAAGCAGCUUUACAAGAAUUUGAUUUUCUUACUGGUGAUGCUACGACAACUGGUUUAAGUAUCAAUGAAUUUAAAUCAAUGGAUACAGGUAAUAAUGAAUGGAAUGUUGAUCCAUCUCGAAUAAAUCGUCUAAAAGAAGAAUAUAAACGUGAUCGUCAUAUAAAACAAGUACAUCAAUCAACAACUAUAACAAAUACGACAUCAUCAUCAAUACGAAAUAGUCUUUUUAAAAAUGGAAAUGAUGAUAUAUCUUCAGAACAACGUACAUAUUCUGAAGAUGAACAAAUUGAUUCAAUGAUGUUUCGAAAUAGUAAAAAUUUUAUUGGAGAAAAUGUUAUUGAAGGUCUUGAUGAAUUAGCACGUGUUACAGUUUCAAAUGAUAAUGAACUACAUGAUGAUGCUAUAGCGACAAAUGAUUCGUCCGAUUUUAGAAAAACAUGGAAUAUUAAAUACGUUUUACGAAGUCAUUUGGAUGGAGUACGUUGUGUUACAUUUCAUCCUGUUGAAUCAGUUGUUAUUACUGGUUCUGAAGAUCGUACACUUAAAUUAUGGAAUCUUGAAAAAUCAGCGAUACUAAGAAAAUCAGCAUCAACAACACAAGAUCUUGAACCAAUCUAUACAUUUCGGCGGCAUACUGCUCCUGUCCUAUGCGUGGCUAUGAAUCCAACGGGAGAACAAUUUUAUAGUGGUGGCCUUGAUUCUAUUAUAUCAGUAUGGAAUAUUCCAAAUUCAGAAGUCGAUCCAUAUGACGCAUAUGAUUCCAAUGUGUUAUAUAAAGUAUUAGAUGGUCAUACAGAUGCUGUCUGGCAAUUAAUUAUAUCCGGUCAAAAGUUAUUGUCAUGUUCCGCUGAUGGAUCAGUUCGAUUAUGGGAUGCAAAUUUAAAUGAACCGUUACAAUCGACAUUUCAUAAUGAAGGUAUUCCAUUAUCUAUUGAUUGGUUAAUGCGAGAUACAAAUCAAUUUGUUGUUACUUAUGAUACAUUAAAAACUUUUAUAUAUGAUAUUGAAACUGGACAAAUUGUAAGACAAUUUGUUAAUGAUCAUUCAUCAUUAGGUGAUCGAAAUUAUCGUAUUAAUCGCUUGAUAAGUCAUCCAUGUCAACCAAUUAUUAUUACUGCUCAUGACGAUAAAAAGAUUCGAUAUUUUGAUAGUAAUUCUGGUCGUAUGAUUCAUUCAAUGGUUGCUCAUCUUGAUAGUGUAACAUCAUUAGCUAUUGAUCCUCAACAAUCUUGUCUUCUAUCUGGUAGUCAUGAUCGUUCAAUACGUUUAUGGAAUUUAGAAAAUCGUAAUUGUUUACAAGAAUUAACAGUUCAUCAGAAAAAAGAUGAUGAAUCUAUACAUGAUGUUGCAUUUCAUUCCUCAAAACCAUAUAUGACCAGUGUUGGAGCCGAUUCAAUUGCGAAAAUCUAUGCUUAA